GGGCAUUCUCUCACAUGCCGGCAACGGUUUGAAAUAUGUACAAAGUAUGUACAAAGUAUUCUCCUCUUUUUCAUGUUGUUCGUAAGUACGUACUGCAAAAGAACUUCAAAACGUGGAUGAAAUAUCGUCGAUCUAGUCUUUGUACCUACUUAUACGUAUGAUUCCUCCUAAUUUCGUCUGAAAAACGAGCGCAAUGGAAGAGUCGAUGUUAAAAUUUGACAUCAAAGAGGUUAAGUCAGACCUUUUAAAAGCUAUUGCAGAAUGUUCUCAACGAGGAUUAAUGCAUACAACAAAAUGGCUUGCCGAGUUGAAUUAUUCAUUGAAAAAUAUCAAACUAGACCCAAGUGACACCCCCUCUGACAUAAGCAUAGCGGAACCAAGUGAAGAAGAUGACAUUUAUACUUUGGCUAAAAGCUACUUUGAUUUAAAGGAGUAUGACCGUUCCGCAUACUUUUUGAACAGCUCCAAUUCUGCAAAAGCAAGAUUUUUAUACUUCUAUUCAUUGUAUCUGUCUGACGAGAAAAAGAAAAUUGAUAACAUGACUGAUGUUCCAUCAGACCCUUUAAAAAAUAGUAGCUUGAAGCAUCUAUGCAGUGAACUGAGAAAAGAACACAUUGCUGAGAAUCUUGAUGGCUAUGGCUUGUACUUGUACGGUGUUAUUUUGAAAAAAUUACAGCUUGCAAAAGAAGCCAUUGAUAUUCUAGUUCAGUCUAUUCACAAGCAACCUAUGCAUUGGGGAACAUGGCUUGAAUUGGAAAGCUUGAUAACAGACAGAGAGAAACUGGAAGCACUGGUUUUACCUAAUCAUUGGAUCAAACGCUUUUUCAUGGCACACAUGUAUUUAGAACUGCAACUUCUUGAUGAAGGAUUAGCUUUGUAUUGCGAUUUACAAGCAAUGGGUUUCCGAAAGAAUGGAUAUGUUCUUGCUCAGACUGCAAUUGCUGUGCAUUACAGGAGAGAUGUUGAUAAUGCAAUAGCAACAUUUAAGCAAAUUAUAGAAGAUGAUCCUUAUCGUCUGGACAAUAUGGACACAUAUUCAAAUUUAUUAUAUGUGAAAGAAUUGAAGAAUGAAUUAGCUUAUUUAGCUCAUAGAGCAACUGAAAUUGACAAGUAUAGAUUGGAAACAUGUUGUAUAGUAGGUAAUUAUUAUAGUUUAAGAGCAGAUCAUCAAAAAGCUGUAAUGUACUUCCACAGAGCUUUAAAGUUAAACCCACAGUAUUUGUCAGCCUGGACUUUAUUAGGUCACGAAUUCAUGGAAAUGAAGAACACAAAUGGUGCCAUACACAGCUAUCGCCAAGCUAUUGAAGUCAACAAGAGAGACUACAGAGCUUGGUAUGGUUUAGGUCAAACUUACGAAAUUCUAAAGAUGCCAUUUUAUGGUUUGUAUUAUUACAAACAAGCGCAAUUGUUAAGACCUCGGGAUAGUAGGAUGGUACUUGCCCUAGGAGAAGCUUAUGAAAAGCAAGACAGAAUACCCGAGGCUUUGAAGUGCUAUUACAAAGCUUGUAAUGUUGGUGAUAUUGAGGGAAUGGCCCUUAUACGAUUGGCUCAGUUGUACGAGAAAUUAGGGCAUCAUGAUAAUGCUGCAGCGGCUUACACAGACUUUGUAACAGAUGAAUACAGGAAUGAGGACAGAACUGAACUUAGCCAUGCUUACAAAUUCUUAACGCAAUACCAUUUAAAACGUGAAGAAUUAGAUCAAGCAAAUCAUUAUGCUCAAAAAUGUUUGCAAUAUGACGAAACAAAAGAAGAAGCUAAGGCCUUUUUAAGGACAAUAGCUCAGAAGAGGAUAAAAGUAGAAGAAAAUCCAAUGGUGGUUGAAGACAUGAAUGAGACAGAUCCAAUUGGUGAUACGGAAAACAGAGCAGUGGCAACUACUCCAGCUGGCUCACAAUUAUCACCUAUGAAUCUAUCUUUUACUCCCACUCAGUGAUUCAAGAAUAUAGCAAUGCGAUGUAAAUAUAAUUCGGUAUAUUUGUAUGUAUCAUGAAAUAUUUUGCUAAGUAAAAAAUUUAUUUAGAUAAGUGAAAUUUUUUAAAAAUUUACCAAAUUACUUUUACGAACAGUUUAAUAAAAGUAAUUAACAAAA
This is a messenger RNA of Nasonia vitripennis (jewel wasp), 2089 nucleotides long. It is a transcript of the gene Cdc23, whose product is annotated as cell division cycle protein 23 homolog. Gene Ontology annotation, biological process: cell division. The record is from RefSeq and is a predicted model, not a curated record. Gene Ontology annotation, cellular component: anaphase-promoting complex. NCBI's taxonomy places the organism in Eukaryota, Metazoa, Arthropoda, Insecta, Hymenoptera, Pteromalidae. The coding region runs from base 194 to 1933 and encodes 579 amino acids. The transcript has 7 exons. Gene Ontology annotation, molecular function: protein binding.